Messenger RNA from Pollicipes pollicipes, 471 nucleotides. RefSeq names its product lachesin-like. Bases 1 to 471 code for a protein of 156 amino acids. Gene Ontology annotation, cellular component: neuron projection membrane. The record is from RefSeq and is a predicted model, not a curated record. Gene Ontology annotation, biological process: synapse organization. The transcript has 5 exons. NCBI's taxonomy places the organism in Eukaryota, Metazoa, Arthropoda, Thecostraca, Pollicipedomorpha, Pollicipedidae.
AUGGAGGUUUCGUGGUUCAGAAAGCAGGACCUCCACAUUCUGACGCUGGGGACGCACAGCUUCACCACCGACAGCCGCUUCAAGGUGCUGCACGACGCCGGCAGUCACGACUUCAUACUGCGCAUCCAGGCUGUGAGGACGCGGGAUGCUGGCGUCUACGAGUGUCAGGUCAACACCGAACCCAAGCUCUCCUGGCCGGUCACACUCACCGUCCAAGCCCCGCACGCCAAGGUGGCCGGCCCCACCGACCUCUACGUCCAGCUGGACAGCAACAUCAACCUGAGCUGCGAGCUGCGCGUGCUGGCCGAUCCGCCGAUCACGCUCACCUGGCUGCGGGACGCGGCGCCGAUCGACCUCGGCUCGCCGCGCGCCGGCAUCAGCAUCCAGACCGAGCGCCACCAACCAGGGCAGCAGCAGCUUCCUGACGCGCUGCUGCUGACGCUGCUCAUCCUCCGACUGGUCACCCGGUGA